Molecule: messenger RNA, 1911 nt
Organism: Soboliphyme baturini
Lineage: Eukaryota; Metazoa; Nematoda; Enoplea; Dioctophymatida; Soboliphymatidae
Source: the annotation of a GenBank genome assembly
AUGUGGUUAUUCAUAAUCAUACUUCUAAUAAUUAUCCUGCUAUGGUUUUACCACAACCAGCAGUUGAGCGAAGGUAAACCCGGAAUUCCGGCGAUUCAAAUGCUACUAGACGCGAUUGGUGAAACAUCGAUACAACAACGACCUAAACAUGGGGAGAAAGCCGUCAGAGAAGCACAAAAAAUGGAAGAGCCAGAAAAACUCGUCACAAAUAAAAUUCCCUCGAGGGACCAAUUGAAAGCCAAAUUGGAACCGAGGAAGGAGAAAAAGCAAAAAGUUCGCCAGGUUUUCAAGAGAGCGACGUCCCCGGUGAAAGCAUUGAAAAAGGAACGUAAAGAGGUGGAAGCGAAAGUGUCAACGUCGGGAAGAAUCAAAUCUGAAAUUGAAACGAGCGAUGUCACAGCGAGCCAAAGGAAUAAACUGAAAACGAAGGAAGUUUCAGUCCAGAAGAAAGCAGAGCCGAAAAUGAGGUCUGAGGUAGGUAUGAAAAGGCGUCUAGUGAAGAAGCUGAAACGAAAAGAAAAGAAGGAGAUGCCUGAGCAUCUAAUUCAGAGGCCUUCAGAAAAAGUUGACAAAAAGAAGGUUCUUGAAGAGAAACAAGCCGAAGUGUCACUAAGCACUGCAAGGGCUUCAGCUCCCGCAGAGACAGCGUCCCAAAGGCUUCCUGAUCGCAAAAAGAAAUUACUGAAGAUCAAAUCAUUGAAAAAAUCUCUGAAAGCACAGCUGUCCAAGAAAACCGCAUCAGACCGGUUGUCAAAGUCAGAGAAAAGUAGUCAGCCGUCACUGUUGGCCGAGAAAGCGCCUUCUGCGCUUGCCAAACUUGAGAAAAUCAAAAAAGAAAAACACGAAGAAAAAAAGAAGCAUGAAGAAAGGACGAAAAGCGAAAAGGAGCAAAAGAGCGCAGCUGCCUUGGCAGCUGCAAAGGCUCCAUCACAAACGUCGCUUGUUGGCAAAGAAUCUGCCGAACACAAAAAGAAAUUAGUGAAAAUCAAAUCUUUCAAGAAGCAUAUCUCGAAAAAACACAUUCCAGAUCACGUGGCAAAGUCGGAAACUAAACCAGGGACAAACGGUCAGCAUUUGUUGUCAGCCAAGCCAACGCCUUCCAUGCCAGAAAAGCUGGAGAAGAUCAAGAAAGAGAAGCACGUGGAGAAAGAUCAACUUCAAAGGGAAAUGGCGGCAAGGGAUUCAAAGAGUGCCACCGCCUCGGCUACUGCAGAGGCGUCAUAUCGAAAAGCACUUGCUGAAAAAUCGGAGACUCGUGAACACAAGAAACUAAUGAAAAUGAAAUCUUUUAAAAAGUCCUUCAAAAAACAGCUGGAUAAAAGGACAGGAUCUUAUGACGUGGCCAAGGCGGAAAAGAGGAGUCAGCAGUCGUCGUUAGCCAAAAUGACACCAUCUACACCAGCCAAAUUUGGGAAGAUCAUAAAAGACAAGACAAAGCACAAUGGUGAUGUUGAACUGUCAUCCAAAAAGAAUCAUAAGAAUCAUACCGCUCCUGCAAAACGUGAGGAAAAAGAAACGCCCAAUGUGUUGGAAGGGUCUAAACAACAGGAACGACAAGAGUUACAGAGACAGUCGAUGUUCAAGGGACAAAAUGGAGGGUUGCCCAAAACUGAGGUUCACGAUAAUGCUGCUGCAAAAACGGAGUCAGAGGAAAAUGUUCAAGACGUCGGAAAGGUCGUCACCUCGCGAAAGGAAAAUGGUAGAAGUUCGGUUGGCCCGCCGCGUAAAGAGCAUGUAAAAAUGAUUCCCGUACGUAGGUUAAUCGAAUCGAUCGCGAAGCGGCAACCUAAGAGUAAUUCCAGUCAAGCAGAGGGCAAAGAUGACAAACUAGCAAAUCAGAAUGAGGAUUUAGGUAACGUGAAAGACGAACUUCAAAAGAUUCUAAAAGGAGAGGAGAGAAGACGGAAUUGA